Peniophora sp. CBMAI 1063 is the source of this 1929-nucleotide messenger RNA. Lineage: Eukaryota; Fungi; Basidiomycota; Agaricomycetes; Russulales; Peniophoraceae. The record is from the annotation of a GenBank genome assembly.
AUGCUCUUUCGACCCUUGGGUAUGCUGUUUGUCCCAUUCUUGUGCAUCUGUCUGUCAGUUGUCGUUGCGCAAGAACUCAGUAUUCCAUCGAAUUGGAAUCACACCUCGGCUCUCAGCCGUGGGUCACGUCAAGAGCUAGCCAACAACGCUGCGUCGGAACUUCUGUUACAUGUAUCCUUGAAAGGGGAUGAUCCAAAUCUACCUUUCGCCCAAUAUAGCACUGGUGCUAUUGCUGUCCUUGCGCUACAAGACUACUACAGUCAGAACUCGACAUGGUACAACGCAGUGAACAGCAGUGUGCAGACAUGGGUAGAUGAGCGACGACUCUACAUCGUGUAUACAGGCGACGAAAAGCUCAACAGCGAUAGCAUCUACUGGGGGCUCGCUUUCUUUUAUGCGUACAAAGCGUAUAAACAGAAGAGAUUCCUCGAUUUUGCCGUGGAGGCAUAUGACUUGACAUAUGCGGGCGGUUACAUCAACUCAAGCGCCGCUGUCACGGGCACUGGUGCUGGGCGCAACAUCACCUUUACCCCGCCGCCUAACUGUACCAACGAUACCAUUGCCGGUGGCGUAUUCUGGGAAGCGACUCCCCGAGACAAUACGUUUAUCAACUCAGAAACGGUUUCGCCUUUCAUGGCACUGUCGGCGUACCUGUUUGAAGAAACGGGAAACUCGUCGUACAGCGAUGCUGCCGAGAUGUCAUUGAACUUCAUCCACAAUCAUCUUUGGAAUGGGUCGAUCGUUACGGACGGCUUCACUUUGGCCACCUGCUCAAAAGGCAACGGAAAUGCACUCACCUACAACCAAGCUUGGUUUAUAGAGGGAAUAUCGGUAUGGGCCAACGUCACGGGUGAUCCGGGUCGAGUCUGGACAACCUUUCUGGAGAACGACAUCAUACCUAGUGUCACUCAUAAUGGACAUUACUGGACGUCGCCGGACAACGGUAUCAUAUAUGAGAGUGGCGACGUCUCUAACGUAGAAGCGAAUCUUAAGGGACUUUUCAUUCGUGGCCUUACAGAAGUCUGCCGUCGUUACCCUGGAACGACUCUUAGUCAGUAUCUUGAGGGAUACAUCACCGUUCAGUUCAAUGCCCUCAUGAAUAAUGCACGGGCACCGGGGACUAACUUCUACACAACCGCUUGGCUUGGCCCGUAUAACUCAAGUUUCACUGCUGUGGGGAAUAUCGCUGCCUUGGAUGUUCUCAAUGCCGCUUUCCUCUUCGGAACACCCUCUACAACAUCCUCAUCCGCGCACCCAACAAACUCCACGGUGCCACAUGAUGGCACGACGAAUACCAAGAAGGCUUCAAACGAGAGUGGGAUUAUCGGCGGAGUAGUUGCUGGUGCUGUUGUCUCUAUUGUCGUGGCCUUCGCAUAUGUGAUCUGGCGUCGUCGUCGGAAGCACGUCACGGUUUUCGACCCUGCCCACGAACAGUUGGGCGAGAGCGACAAAACUCCUGGUCAUGGCCCUGCGCCUAUCAUUGAGCCCUUCAUUCACCCGGGCGCAGCGCCCGUAAGGCCAAGCAAGCUACAGCGCAUGCAAGCGCCUUUCCAUACUGUCCACUGCACGUCUUCGUCAUCCACGGCGCUCCAUGCGCAGGGGCCAGCUGCUCCUGUAGCAGCCCGCUACCAGGACGCCAAUCCCUCACUGCUUGUUGAUGUAUCUGACUCUACACCGGUUUUCAAGCGACCGAGUCUCGUACAUGCGGAGACGCCUAUUAUACGCAGGUCCGACAACGAAGGAUCUGAAGGCGGUAUGGCGUCAGGGAGCGCUUCUCCGCAUGAGGCGUCCGCGCUGUCGGGAGAUGACGUGCAAGGCGUGGGCGCCCAGCAGGCGCUCACACUCGCUGAUCUACCCACACUUGCUCGUCACUUGUAUCCGCUUCUACAGGAUCAGCAGGCAGAGCAUCCGCCGCAGUACGGGUCUUGA